AAUUUGGUGAAGCUAAAAAAAGAAAGAAAGAAAGACCCCGCAUGUAUACCCCGCCAUUUCCCAGUGUAGAGUCCAAGAAAGCUCUUCCUUUCUUGCAAAUGCAAAUCCCGCGUUUUAUCUCGUUCACCUUCAAGUAUUGUUGCGUAUGAUUUCUCUUUUCUGCAUUUUAUUGAUUCGUUUAACCUCGUUUUAGUUUAAGUACGCCGCCCGCACUCCUUGGCCAAUCCCCCCGUUGUGGGUGCGCGCCACAGCACAGAAAUACUUUAUGCACCUAAUUAAACCACCCGAUUCUUGGCCAAUCCCCCACUGUGGGUAUGUGCCACGGCCACUCAGGACAACAACAACAACAACUACUAACCCGCAGCUUCGCUUUCCCUAAAGAAAGAGGAGGAAGAAGGAGUGCGAGCCAUCAUGCUCCAGCCGCGGUCGCCCGACGUCCCGCAGGCGGCGGCCCCGACCGCUGGCCCAGCGCGGACGGCGGCCGUCGACGACGUGCGCUCGGCCUCGUCCACCGCGUCCACCUCUCCGCAGGACGAGCAGCCCCGCACGACGCGCGGCUCGCUCCUCACGCACUUUGGGCCGUACCCGCGCUGCCGCCGACAGCGCGGCAAGUCGCCCCCCCGCAAGACGUCGAGCUACUUCGCGUCGGCGGCCAACACGUGGGGCGGCUACUCGGGAACCUACGCGGACGAGCUGUCGUCCUCGGAGCACAACACCACCGAGGCGUGCAACGACAGCGAGAGGCUUCAGCGGCUGCUGUUCAGACUUCCUCCGGACCUGAGUGGCUGCCUGCUCCAGUUCUCCAUCGACCUCCAGCACAAGCUGCGCGAGACGGGACUCAAGGGCAACGUCCUGCUCUCCCCUUUCUUCGUGGCCAGCUCACUCAUCAUGCUGCUGCGGGGGGCCAGCGGGAACACGUACGAUCAGGUUGCCAGCGCCCUGCACAUGGAGUGGGACCCCUCGGGAACGGCGGACCGGUUCGAGCAGAUGGCGUCCGACCUGUUCCGAGACUUCGAGCGUGCCAAGAUGCGCCACCUGGGACUCAGGCUCACGUGUUUCAUGGCGCUGUUCUACGACCAGUCGGUGCCCGUGUUCAAGCAGUACCACAGGCUGCAGGACACGCUAUGCUACUUCAUGGACCGGCGCGACUUCCGCAACGAGAGCCACCAGUGCCGGCUCACCAUGGACGCCCUGGCGAGGGCCAACAGCUCGUUCUCGGUGCCGCGGGAGCAGGUGUUUCCGCCCGGUUCCGUGGGACCCGACACGCUCCUGGUGCUGCUGUCGUCGCUGCGUCUGGAAGGACGCUGGAAGAGAAGCUUCGCCGUCUCCAGGGGCUCCGCUGGAUGCAUCCGCUGGAUGCCGGCAGAAGACAAAGACGGUACCAGGGUUCUCACGAUGCGUUGCACGGCCCCGUUCCGCACGGCCGACUGCGCCGAGCUGGAGGCGACGCUGGUCGAGGUGCCGUACGAGAACCCGCGCAACAGCAUGGUCAUCCUGCUGCCCACCGGUCCCGGCGGCCUCGCCGUCCUCGAGGAGAAGCUCAGCGCGCCGCUCGUGCUGCGCUGCAUCGACCAACUCAGGGACGCUGGCGAGGUCGAGCUGUCGCUGCCCAAGUUCCGCAUCAGGCACGUGACCGACCUGACGCAGGUUCUUCCCUUGCUGGGCGUCCACGAGGCGUUCACCGGGGAGGCGCAGCUGGACCAGCUCACUCCGGCGACCGGCAGGGGCAUUCACGUGUCGUGCGUCCGUCACGUGGCCACCGUUCACGUGAGCCACGCCGGGGCCCAACCGGCGGACGCGCGAAGCCGCGGCGGCAUCUCGCCCGCGCCGGCGGCGUGCGCCGUCGCCAGGAGGGUGGCCGUGGACCGGCCCUUCAUGUUCCUCGUGCUCAACCGGAAGCCCGACCUGGUGCUCUUCCUCGGGUCCGUCACCACUGUCGGCGUGUGAUUCCAUGGACCCGAGAAACGGAGUAGUGUAAUGUCGACGCGACGCAUAUCGCAUCGCUUUCCGAUGCCGCAUUCGCAAACGUUUUCGCUCGUUUUCCUUUUGCGGUAUAUUCCAAUGUCUUCAAUAAGUAUUUCAAUUGUUCUUCGCAUAAUAAAACUAGCCAGUUAUCGCAUUA
Dermacentor albipictus is the source of this 2122-nucleotide messenger RNA. RefSeq names its product ipis-1-like. Gene Ontology annotation, molecular function: serine-type endopeptidase inhibitor activity. The record is from RefSeq and is a predicted model, not a curated record. NCBI's taxonomy places the organism in Eukaryota, Metazoa, Arthropoda, Arachnida, Ixodida, Ixodidae.